AUUGAAACUGGAGAUAACCAAAGAAAACUAAUGAAUUAAGAACACAGAUUGUAAGCAUUCCAUAGGCUUGCAAAUCAAUACACUAGUGCAUAGCAGUCUGCUUGGCUGUUGAUGUGAAGUCUGUCUUGUAGCUCCCUGCACAUCACUCUGCUAUUUUCCCUGUCUACCAACUUAAGUGACAGUGAAUCAGACAUACUACACCUAGAUAACUGAAAAUGGAGGUAAACAUUUAUUUUUUGGGAUUUUUUUAUUUUAAUGUAUUCUGUGAGGCUUUAAUUCAGCUGUAAUGGAGGGUAAGGCUGGGUCACUCCCUUUAAAUGUUCUGUUCUCUAACUCUGUGCUAAAGUUUCACCAGGACUCAUUUGCCAAGAAUAUCUACACGCUCUUAGUUCUCCUUAUGUGUGCAUGUCAUUUUAUACCAUUAAAAUGCUUUGAGCUUUUUAGGGCAAUCUUACUUCUCUGCUAGCCACAGUUACUUUAUGUAAAUUUCUUUGUUUACACACUAAUCUGUGGCUCAGAAGUUGUUUUUUAUUGUACACAGCACUGUUUUGUGCCAAGAUAUAUUUCUUGUGAUGUUGUGGCUGUAUUUAUCAAGGUCUUGCACUGAACAUAUGCUAGCCUUUUAAUUACUAUAAUUUUGAUUGAAACUGUCUUUUGUUUGUUGUUGUGUUACAAUAAUGGGUGCUCCUUGAAUCAUUAGCAUAAAUCUGCUUAAACCUAAAUCAUGCAAUGUGCAAUAGCAGUGAAUCUUAAAAGCUUGUGUUCUUUCUAGUGGUGUUAUGGUAUUUAUUGGCUUGAUCAACACUGUACUGUUUUGAUUUUCCCACUUGAGAUGUGUAGACUUUACAACAGCUGAUCCAUAAGAGCUUAGAAUAGCUGCUGGAUGUAAAGCCUUCAAGUAAAUUAGCAUUUUGUUCACAGCAGUUCUCCUGUUGGGGCUGAAUUUCCACUGGGUUUAACCAUUGACUGAUGCUUUUUACUUGCUGUUUCUUUUGUCAGAGACUCACACUAAUAGUUUGUGGGUUUGACGCAUGUGGCUGCUAUCUGUCAAACUCAACUCACUUGAUAUUGGCAUCUUGUAAUGGCAACCGCUUUGUUACAUCUGUAUUUGAACUCAACAGAAAUGUCUGUCUCUAUGUUCAAGACUUAAAUCGUUUUGGAUGGCACUGAAACCUUAAUUUCCAGUGCUCUUUGUCUCCAACAAAGUUAUCACUGUGAGCUUUUUUAAAAAACAAAAAUAAAUCUUUUCUCUAUAUUUGGUCAUAGUAUUUGGUUCAUGGGCCUUAACAUAUUCAUGCUUGAAAUAAAGAAAUGAAAGGUCAUCAGAUGUGACCCCACCCAAAUCUACAUUACAUUUUUCAAAUAUUUACUAAAUGUGCUGAAUAGUAAAAUAAUGCUGCCAAGCUUCAAAAAGUUAAAUGGAUUUUGUACAACCUCACAAAAUUUUAUUAAUUAUAGCAUCAACCUAUACACAGAAAAUUUAAUGCAUCAAUGUGCAAUCAUUCUGAGAAGUAAAAUCAAUGCAAUGUAGUGAGGUGAACCACAUUAAUGUUGUGUGACAUUUCACUGCUGUUCUCUAUUUUCAUAAGCUGUUUUGAAUUUUUGAAAGAGAUUUGCACUUAUUAAAACUGUUGACAAGGAACUUCUGUCUCCACUGUUUUUAUGCUGUGUUGAUGUAUUGAACAUCAUAGGGAUAAUUCCUAAAUUGUUGGAAUGAUUAUUUUUGCUGAAGUGUGCACCAAGUUUUUCAGAAACAUAACACAGAUACCUCAGCUGACCAUUGUGUUAUUUGCCACUUUUGAAUAUUAUUUAACAUUUUUUUGACACUGGUUUAAGAUCUGACAUGAAUAUUAGAGUUGAAUAUUAUGUGGUACACAUGUAUUUAUUAAGAAGAAAAACACAUAAAUUUAAUGUUGUUGUAACAGGUUGUAACAGGUUUCAUAAUUUAUUAUUUUUGAAGCAGCAUUUUUAUAUUCUUUUUAGAGCAGAUGAUGAGUGAAAGCUCAUGCGUGAAAGACAUGCAGCUCUGCUUAUAAAUGCUUUUAACCCCAAUUGACUUUUUGCUUACAUUCAUGAACACCAUUUCUAUAAGCACCUAGUUGCAGUUGUGGACAAUUUUCUGCUUCCUGUGAGGUAUCUACUGAAGGGAGCUUCGAAUGUACAUUAAAAGCUACAUGUACGGUAGCUCUUUUUAAUUAUUCAUGUAGAAACUUCCUCAAAAACAGAUAAUUUAUUAUUAUUUAUUCUUAAAAUAUACAUGUUAUCAAAGCAUACUGUAGUUUGACUUCAAUUUUUAUCUUAUAAAGGACUCUGGUCUGUCUAACAUUUAAGCAUAAUAUACAUUGUAGCUAGUGCUGUGAUUUUAGUACUGAGUAGAGAUAGGAUCAUAUAAUAAACAACUGCAAAUUGUGUUUGAUACAGGUGUAAUUUAAAGUUCUGUCCUUAAGGGGAGCACAAACGUCAAUGAUCCUAGUGUUUUUUUACUUGGGGUUUGCCUAAAAUAAAUAAGAAAACUGAUACCAUAAACAGAAAAUCAUAUGGUUUUCGCAAUGUGCAAAAAGGAUUGUGGACCUGGUGGCAGAAAGUCGACGUGCUUACACAUAGAGGAGGUAAAAUUAGCAGCUAUUAAACUACUGUAGAUGAUAAUAUCUGAAUGCCAAAACUCACAACCUGUACUGUGUUAAAGUUCCAUGUUGUUAAGCUAUCCAGAGUUCAAGUUCAUUACCUUUCAUUACCAAUUUUAAUUUGUUUGUAAAUGCAAAAACAUUAACCUACUACAGCACGUAUUUCAAGGACAUAAUCCAAUACUACUAUUCAGUCUGGUGUCCGCUUAAUAGAGGUUUUUUAACAAUAGACAGGGCUUCUGAUAUUUCGCGGAAAAAAAAGCAAAAUUUCGCGGGAUUUUCAGGGGCAAAUUCGCGGAAAAAUCGACCGAUUUCGCGGGAUUUUCGCGGGAAAAAAGGUCAAAAUUCGCCGAAAAAUCGGCCGAUUUCCGGGAUUUUCGCGGGAAAAAAGUCAAAAUUCGCAGAAAAAUCGGCCGAUUUCGCGGGAUUUUAGCGGAAAAAGUCAAAUUUCGAAGGAAGGGGCAAAGUCUUAGAAAAAUCGGCCGAUUUCACGGGAAAUUUCGGGGGGAAACGUCGCCAAGAAACAAUCAGUAAAAAACAGCCGAUUUCGCUGGAUUUUUUGGGGGAAAUUUCGCUAAAAUCGAUCAAUUUUGCGUCGAUAUGACCAGCGUUGUUUAACGUUUUUUUAACAGGGAUAAUCAUUUGCUCUUUCAGCAACAGUUCGCUCGAGAAAUGAGCGAAUGCUAAAGCCAUUAACAUUAUGGUUAGUGCCCAGUUUUUCGCAACGUUCAUCUAAAAACGCCUGGUAGUUUUGGAACGUUGUUUACGUGUUGCAGUGACGAAGUUUCAAGAUAAAUUUGGACGUUUGGGGUGAAUAAAACAGGUCUAAUAGCCAAGAUAAGUAUUAAAUACGUUUUGCCGACAUGUAUUUGGAAAUAUUUCUGGCGGAUUUCGCGGUAUUUCGCGUUUUUUGGGGAAUUUCGCGGGAUUUUGCGGAAAUACCUGAAUUUCGCGGGUCCGCGACCGCGCGAAAUAUCAGAAGCCCUGAAUAGAAUCUACUUUUUAAAGCAAUUUAUUGUUCUGGCUAAAAUAGCCUAUUGCCUUCCAGCAUACAGUGUAAGUGAAGCUGAUUUAAAUGUAAUCCAAACUACUAGAUAUUCGACAAUUGUUGGAAGAGAGUGAUCGGAAACUCUUCUAGAGUCAUUCUAGAGUCAUAGAGUCUAGCUGCCAUUCUGUACACUCUAUGCUACCAUGAGUAAAGGAAUCAUCAAUAAGGCUAAGAUGUAAUAGUAGCCUGUUACCUAAAGUGAACACUGGACACUUAAAAAUAUUGUAAAUAGACUAAUUUUUAAGUAUAUUAAAUAAGCAAUCUAACUUACCUUUAAAAAUUAUGUUUCUUCUGAAAUUGUAAGCACUUGUUAGUUAGUAUUUCAAUAACUCAGUCUCCACCAUUGUAACUAUUGAUAUGUAUUUUUAUCAAAUGAAUAAAGACAUUAUUAUUACUUUUAUUAUUAUUAUUAUUACGGAUCUCGUUUGAACUCUUAAGAUCGGUACAUGCAUGCGUCAGAGGUUCGCGAACGCCGUUUCGUAGCAAGAUAGAGGAAUUAUUAGACUGUAAAAUAAAUGUCGCUAGUGCAGAUAUCUGAAAUACGUGUCUUUAUGCUUUCAUACUUAGGGCUUUUUAUGGACACUGGUUUAGCCGUCAUUAGUAUAAUUCGAUUGUCUGAUCUUGAUAUCUCUGCAUAAUGGAAUUCUUUAUUUUAUAGAAUUUUGAGCUUUUAUUAUUAAUUACAUCUAUUUCCUCUUCUUUUAUGUAAGGUUAAGUUACUUCUAUUUUUUAGAAUUUGUAAAUGAAUAGUUUCUUUCUUCACUUAUUAUAUAUAGGAUUGUUUUUGUUCUCUAAUGAAGGCUGAGGGGUUUCUUUUGUAACGGAUGGAAUUGUAGAUAGUGUUUUAAUGAAUUAAUUAGAUUUUUUGUAACAGCAGGUUGAUUGUAAAUAGGAUUUUAAUUGAGGUUUUGUAAUAAAGAUUUUACUUAUUUUUAUUAUUAUUAUUAUUUUAUUAUUAUUAUUAAUGACGGACUGAGGUGCACAUCAACCUCACUUUCUACAAUCCUCUUAAAAAAUCCUUGAAAUCUACCCAUGCACUUCCCUUUCCCGAUGCAAUGUUGAGAUUUUACAGUACAUGGCUACAACAACAUUGCAAAUGGGUGAGGAAAAAACAAAUAGGAAAAGAAAAUUUCCAAACUGUUUCAAGGUUUUUAUCUGAGAUUCUAGAAAUUAUUGGACAUUAUUUUGGAUUAUUAGGUUUGCCAUUAUCGUUAAUAUUUAGUAUGGAAGUGGAUGUCUUUAAUUUUUUUAUUUUUCACCCAAAUUUGUGUACUAGUUAAGAAAUAUUAAUAAACACAUCUUAAAAAUUUAAAUUGUCACAGGACGAAGCUGCAAAGAGAAGGGAGCAACGUAGACGAGAGCGUGAAGCACGACGUGCAGAAAGAGAUGCUGAGGAUGCUGCAGAUGAGGAGAAGAGGAAGAAAGAAAGAGAAGAACGGCGCAGAAGAAGAGACAACACAGGUACAAGUUUAUAAUAACUACACUACAUGCAGUUAGCCUGCUCCAUAGAUGAAACCAAACUCUGGUUAAGUCUGUCAGUGAUCCUAGUUCUGGGCCCCCACCUGUGUACCAGGAUUCAAGUAUGUGCCAUGAUUGGCCUGUUGAAAACCAUUGCCAUUGUCGAUUUGCCAAUCAAGGUGAAAGGAAAUUGGAAAUGCUCUUCCGGUAAUUCGUUGAGUCCGUUGGGAGCCCAGAACAAGAAUAUCAGUGCUAUUUCACAGAUGUUACUAACCAAGGUUAAAUUACGGCUGCAACGGGGUGCAUGUGCACUGUCGACUCGUAAAGAGGUACUUGCGCUACUUGUAUUUUUUUCAUGUGAUUAAAAAUCCGAAUAUCUUUAAAACACACUCUGCACCACACUCUUUUUGAGGAUUGUUUUUUUUUUAUCAGUUUAAUCAAUUACACUACCUAUUACUAUUAUACUUAUGACUUUUAAUGACUUAAGAAGUACCAGAACAUACUAACACCAUUUUUACCAUACAUGUACAUGGGUUGAUUAUACAGUUUAUUAAUUGAAUAGUUAAUAAUAAUAUCUGUGAAUGUUAAUACAUAUUAUAGAUGCGCCUGCAGAGGAGAGUGCAUCAGCCCGCCGCCGUCGUGAAAGAGGUAAGAUUUGUCUUUAAUAUAACAUUAUAUAUGUAAUUAAGUGAUUCACCCCUUCUUGCAAGUAAAUUUUGUUCCAAUAUUGAAAAGUAACAGUGUCUAUUUAUACUGCACAUACUAUAUUGUUAUAUGCUUCUUGUGAUACAUGUACAUGACAUACAUGUUUCCUUAUCAGAGUUUUGAUUAAAAAACUGGCAAGUCAAGAUGAGGUUUGUUGUGAUUUUGCAUUACCACAAGAGAAUUUUUAAUCCUAGAGAAGUGUAUAGUACUAUAAUUAUGUUUGUUCAUUGCAUUUUUGUCCUCAGUAGAAUGCCACAAUUCCAAAAAUUUAGUACUUUUCCUCCAAGUAGCAUGAAGGUACAGCUGAAUACUUAAAGAUUUGUGACCUUCAUCCGUGCUUUUUUUGUGGUGCAGAGGAAGAAGAAAAGCGGAAGGCUGAAGAGGGGGCAAAACAGAGAGAGGAAGAAAAACAACGAGAGGAAGAGAGGCGAAAGGAGCAAGAAAGGAGAAAGGAGGAAGAAAGGAGAAAGGCAGAAGAAAGGCGCAGACGUGAGGAAGAGGAGGAAGAGGAAAGAAGGAGAAUGGAGGAGGAGAAAAAUAGGGUAAAUCAGGAUCAUUUGGAUGCAGCUGAAGAGGACGAGGAAGAGGAGGAAGAGGAGGAAGAGGAAGAGACAAUCAUUGACAGACUAAAUCCCCAGAAGAAGCGUAAGUUAUUGUUCUCUCAAAUGCAUUUAUAUACAUGUAGGCUUGGUGAAAAUGGUAAAGGUUUCUUUAUUGUAGAGGUGCACUUACAGGUAGUACUCUCAAAUAACUUAUAACAAAGUAAAUUAAAAUAAUAACAAGAACCAUAACAUGAUUAAAAACCCAACCUGGUAAAAAGCAGCCACUAACCAUUGGCUAUUUAUAAGCGUGGCCAAGUAGUUGAACUCUGGAUGACCAUUUGUGUUCUUUUAAUUGGGAUCAACUGUUUCAAUCAUAUUUGGUUUGGUUGAAUUUCCCAGUAAUACAUUGUAUAACACUUUUCCAACCACUUUUGAUUGAAAAUUGGCUGUGACUGGGUAUAGUCAUUUCCAGGCUUAGCCUUUUCUUCUGUUGCCAGGGUUGUCAACAUGGUGACUGCAGAAUGGUUGCUCGUAUAAAAACAAACUGAAUGCCAGGUCAACCUUAUCCAAUUCUCAUUCUAUUCUCUUCUUUUGCUCUCAAUAGAGGCUAUUCUAGAAGGACUGGCUAAUGAACUGCGCCGAAUAGUUGAAGAAAGAGAGGCAAAGAAUGUGCCAGCUACCCAACAAGAGCUUGAUGAGCUUGAUCUCAGACUCCGCUCUCUUCGAACACAGCUACGCAAGGCUGAAGAGUUAUCUACCCAAUUAGGAAAACAAAAGAGAGAAGUUGAUGAAAAAAUCGAAAAGAACAAGAGAGAUGUAUGUUUGAUAUUAUAGUGGCCAGUGUCUUUAAGUUCAUGUAAUUAAUAACUCAGAACAGGAGGUGGCCUAAUCCUAAACCAAAGCAGGCUAUUUGAGCUUUUCUUUAUUUUCUAUCAGAGAUCCACUAUGUUACAUACUUCUUCAGCUAAAGGAAUUUGAUAUGAGGCUUGCUCUACAUUUAUUUCCCUAAAAGAAUGGAAACUUUAAGUCAAGUAACCACCCCCCCUUUAGGGCCACUCCCAAGGGUGAGUACAUUAAUUAGGGUUAGGGUACAAAAAAAAUCAUGUAUCAUAAAAGUAGAAUCACAAAAAUCAAAUUAACAAACUAAGAUCUUUGACCUUCUCUAAGUGUUUUGUGCACCCAUUUACAAUAUACCUGAAUCAGUUUAUGUGAGAAUAGAUGUACAAUUUAGAGUAAGAUAUAUUGUCCUUCCAUGUCAGGUUGCCAGGCUUAAAAACGAGGUUAAGAAAACAGAGGACGAGAACAAUCUUCUUAUCAAAGAAGGAAAGUGAGUAAACUACUUGAUUUUAUAAAACUUUAACACCAGCAUCAUAUUUCCUAGAUUAAAAUUGUCCAAGGCAUUUUUUUUUACUGGGAAAAUAGGGAAAAAGGACAUUGAUAUAUAAAAUAUAUAUAUAUAAAAAAUCCUCAAACUAAUGAGCUUCUUUGAAUUGAAAAUCUUCAUACCUGAAUAAGUUUUUGUUGACAAACUCUGUUGACAAAAACACGGUUCAGUUGUUAAAUGCUGGAAGCUUUUUUGAGUAAAUGUCAAAAAGUUUAGUGUAUUAACAACAUAACUGUAUUGAUAAGUAAGAUGACAUUGACCUUUGAACAGUGAAGUGACAACCCAGCUUGACAUAAAUUUCUCUUGUUUUACUGCAGUGAAAGCUGCAGACAGGGAAGGGAGGGAAAGUGAUUAACCCUUUAAGUCCCAAUAAUGACCAACAUCAAUAUUCAUACAUUGUCAAGAGAUCAGGUUAUGAGAAAUAAUAAACUGAAUGAGCAUUUAAGAGAAAAUACUUUGAUCUUUUAUCAAAUUCUCUAAGGAAUUCUUUAAGAAAAUGUAUAGAGAUCAAUAGGAGAAUUUGUAUGCAUAUAUUAAAAAAAAAAAAGGUUUAAAGGCUUGUUUAUAGUGGAAAGUGCACUUAGCUUAUCCAGCUAGUUUACAGGCGCUCCACUCAAAUACUUACAAACAAAUAAUUCAAAUACAACAUAACAGGAUUUAAAACCCCAACUAGCAGGAGGCAACCAGUUGGCUAUUUACAAGCGUGGACAAGGAUUUGAACUCGGGACUACCGAGAACAAAUCCAGCAAGUGGCCAGAGCGGGACUCGAACCCGGGACCGCCGGAUUGCAAGUCCGACGCGCUGACCGCUCGGCCACGCUGCCUCCUCUAAAGGGUUAACUAAAUAACUGAAAACAGCACAAAAAUGCCUAAUAAUUAAUUUCUUGAGUAUUUUUUUCUCACUUUCUCCAGGAAAGUGGCUCCACAGAAAACAGUGGUAAGUUGCUUGUAGUUUUAUGCUGAUUGCACAGUAAAAGAAGUAGCCAUGGUUACAUGUACAUGUUCAUUUCAUUUUCAUCCCUUGUUUUUGUAAUUAUUUUUUUCUGGUCAUCAUUAUAACUGCUGUACAAACAUCCUCUAAUGGUAGCUUUGGGAUUGCUUGUUUUGUUUUUAACCUGCUCUUUGAUCAUAUAGUUUAGCCACCGGAAUCUUAAUUUGAUGGCUUGUUGUAAACAAUGUCACUGAUUUAUUUCCUUUUCUUUUCUUUUCUUUCCUUUUCUUGCGAUGCAUUGUUCACUUAAACAGAAAAAGACUCUUCCACCCAAGGUAAGUUUGGCUUAAGUCUUAUUGGUAUUACUAACACUCCUUUCCCAUUUUUCUGGUGUCUUUGUUCUACGUGUAGAUUGAAAAACGGUUGUUAACAAGAGAAAUGCCUAGGGACGAGGUCGAUGGGAGAACUACUCUUAUUAUGAACAAUUCCCCCACAAAAGAAUUGAAUCAUUGUAUAGAAUUGUGAUGUCAAUCCAUUAUGUAAUACAGUAUACUGUGAAUACCUAUUCUUCACCUUAGAGUCUUUUGACUCUUUCGCGCAGUCUUAAUCAGAAUACUGAAUAUCUUAAGAGUUGUCACGUGACUUAUACCGUCUAUAGCCAAUGAUGAGCUCGACUGGGAAGAGGUCAAAAUCCUUCAGCAGGAGACCGUGGACAUUAACAGAAAUAUCAAGGAAAAAACUCUAAAAUGAAGAUAAGGGUUUGAACUACCCUCGUUUUUAAUCCUUUGUUUUCACGUGACAACUCUGGGACAGUUUGCUGAUAAGACUGCCUGGCACAGUCAAAAACUUUAUUGCUUUUAAAUAUGAGACCUUGUGACGUAAGGUAUUCUUUCAAUUGGUAUGUUUAAGUUGUGAUACGUUGUAUGUUUUUUGUCAUUUUAUUUAUUAACAUUGUUGAUUUUUGUUUUUGCCCUCAACAGAAAGGCAACUUUGUCAACGUAGUUCGUAAAGCUCAAGCCGCCGCAUGGGAAGAAAAGUUCAUGGCGAUGAAAGCCAAACAGAAAGAAUCCAACAAGGUCAGUUUCAAGCUCUUUUCUUUCAGCACGAGAUUUCAGAUCCUGUCGGUGCUGUUGACUCUUAAAUCACUUUAACUGUUAAUAAGUUGUUUUAUUUGCGUCCCCGCAGUCGUAUGGGACUUGUUUUCCAAAGUUAUAAAGUGUGACACUCGAAAAAGGUUUCUCUCUUACUUUUGCUUUGCGUCUCGAUUUGAAAGUGUGACACCAGUCGGUCUUGACGGUUUCUAAUUGUUCGGAAAGUCACGCAAUGUCGUCCUCGGCUGUCGUUUACCGUUAAAUCCUGUAUUGUAGGAGGACAACAACUGCAGGUAUUGUCCUUUAGGGCUGAUUUCCACUGUCGCGUAAUUUUUCCGUGCGAACGCACGUACAAAAAUGAACUAAAGGCAGUGUAUGAAGGGCCACGCUUAAACGCGUUAACCUCGCUCAACUUUUACGUGUACCAGUGACCUUCCAUACAUUGCCUCUAUUUUAUUUACGCGCGUAAAAUUUACGUGCGUACGCACGUUAAUCCUCAAGUCUCGAACGCAGCGCAGCGUCUUAGGUCUACGUGAUACUACCAUAUGCACGGGCGGACCCUGUCACCGGCUAUUCUCUUUGAGUAAAUUCUUAUUGUGAAACGGCAUUCGAAGACUACCAAAAACCGAUUUUGAAUCAUAUCAGCCUUCUGAUCAAAAGAGUUCGAGUUGAAAAUUCAUUUUCUUCAUUGUUAAUCACUAUGUUGUUCGCAUUUUCGUUUGCGUCCGACUGUUCCGACGUCGAUUUUUUUCCCGUUAUUUAACCGACUUUAGUCAGAAAUGCCUUCUAUACCCUUCCGUCGAUGGACUUGACAUUGAUGAAGUUGUUAUCUGAGAAAAGCUGCUGAAAAAGGAAAAAAGGUUCGUUGAACGUGAAAAAGUCCCUGUAUUUUAAAUAUGUUCGAGUUAGGUAGCCUAAACUGAAAAGACUGCUUGCUAUCAAUUUUAUAGCUAUUGUAUAUAGCCUGGAAGACCGUUGAAUUUAUUAUUUUCUAGGUCUGGUGUUUUACUGUGGAUGGUGCACGAUAACAAAAUAUUACACUAUCAGCAGGAAAAAAGCCAUCUUUUUAUGUUAAAAAGAGAGGGUUCAGAGCUACCUGCUGAGAGAAAUUAAACCUUAACUCUAAACCCUGGAAAGUUUUCCAGACGUGAAUUUAAAAUUAUCAGGAAAAGAAGUUCCCUAAAGUGUUAGGGACUUUUAAAAAAGAAUUCUGACUGUCUUCCUCUUGCCUUGUUUGUAGAUGAGCGAGGAGCUAAUGAGUAAAAUGAACCGCGUCAAACGCACGGACAGCCCACUGUUAACUGGACUGAAGAAGGACAAAAAAGGUAAGAAGAAGGAAGAGAAAGAAGAAGCACCAGCUUGGGCGAAGAGUCAGCUGAAAAAGGGAUCAACCAAGCCAUGGGGUGAUGAGAAGAAGAAAGAGGCGGACAAAAAACCCGACUGGUCGGGAAGGGUGGCACUCAAGAAGACCGAGAAGAAAGAAAUGGGAGACUUAGGCGAGAGCAAACGUCAGGACUGGCGGGAAGGUCUCAAAAAAGCACCUAAAAGUCCCGGUAUCGAAAGCGAGGGAGGGGAACCCGAAUGGAAAGCUGUGAGCUUGAAUAAAGUCCCAAGAAACGAAGACGACGAUUAAACUAACUAAAGUUUUUUAGGAUUCUUGAUUAGGUAGUUUGCUAUGGAAGUAAGUUUCUAAAAGCGUUUUAGAAUAAUGAUUUUUAAGGCUCUUUUUGUAUGAUUUUUUUUAAGCCGAGUAAAUUGUGUAUUGUCCUCGUUGAGAUUUAGCUCAUGAAAACCCGUUAACAUGGGGUGGGGGUGGAGGGAGGCCCAUAUCCACCUGGAAACUGCUGUUACUUUUUAACCAGCCUUCCUCCACACACCUUGCUGGUCCGUGAUUUGCUCUCUUAUUCUCUGCACCUCAAUGCCUGAUUAUAGAUUACGUUCAUGAGGUGAAAUAUUUUGCUGAGAAUCUCUGACGUUGCCGGAGUAUAGCCAAAACAGUGUCAACAAAAGGCGCUGUCUAUAGGGACAGUUCGCAACAUGCCAGAGAGGACAUUGAACAGUAGAUUCAUUAACGGGGUAAACCCAGUAGUAAACAGUAUUUGAAUUCUCCUUAUAGCAUGAUCACGGCUUAAUCAAUCAUAUAGGUCAAGAGAAUAAGGGCAGUCGUCACCGUUGUAUAGUGUUCUUAUCAUUACAACAGGAAAUACAUUGGAAGACAGUGUAAAGAAUAUGUGUGCAGAUCUGAACAAUUGAAAACGGUUACACUGAUCCCAAGGCCAAAGGGUAUGGGUUAGCUAUUUAAACGGAGUUAAGGCAGCGCGCAAUAUGACCGCAUUACAAGUCAUUUUCUUAUAUUGGCCAGUUCUACUAAACAAGGGCGGAUCUUUGAGAGUAGUGUCGAGUAGACAAAUGGAGAACCCACUUAAGAAGUCCAGCGACUGUUUAGUUAGUCUGAUUGGGUUACAUUGAUUGUUGUAACCUUUGUCACCGUAAGUUAACUGCGUAUGAUUUUGGUACUUACGAGACGUACUCCUGCUCUCUGUGUAAUGCAAUCACUUUGCAAUGAAAGAGUUCGUGGUUUAUUAUAUGCAUUCAAAAAUCUGCAUUGGGAAAGAUGAAUUUUAUUUGCAAAAGUUUCAGUGUUUUUGUUGUUGUUUGUAUAAGCAUUUUGCUUUAUAAGUCCUUUAUAAUUAAUUUCGCCGAUAAAACAUUUUUGAUACAAGAAAUUUUUUAAGUGAGAUAUAUCCUGUAGUCGGGCUGCAUUAAAUGCCGGAGUUAUAUCGUCGUUUGUACUUCGUUGCAUUUUCUAUAAUUCAAUAAAGUCAUUUUUCUACGAUGUGGUUUGGCUGACUUCAUGGUGCCGUUUUGUUGCUUGAUAUAUCCUUUCACUCGUCAUUGACUCCGUGACGCCCCCCAAAAUAAAAGGGGCUCUAGUAAAGGUCUAGUAACUUUCUGGUGUGAACACAAAUGGACGCCCACUAAAUACGGACUCAAUUUUAUUGCGCCGGGCAAGUUUUUUUAUCCUUAGGGAACGUCAUGUCCCUCUGCUAAGCCCCUCUGCUAUCCUAAUUUAUUGACACAAAAAAGCGUGUACCUAUGCAAAGAUCGCCCCGUGUAAGGGAUUCCGGAAUCCGUGAAAUUUUUGCGUGUAGAAUCCGGAAUACAGCUCAAGGAAUCUGGAAUCCCACUAACGAUUGGAAUCUGACCUCGGAAUCCGGAAUCCAAAUUCCACUGACAAAGACUAGAAACAAGUACCUGGAAUCCAGAAUCCACAGCGUGGAAUCCAAGACAGCCUUACAUGGGGCAACAAAGAGUUCCCAAAAGGAGUGGUUUGGGACAUCAUAGCGUCGUGUCUGAAAUCGCCGUAUUAAUGUUUGGGACACCAACAAGGCGGACGCGACGUAUGUGAAAAGCGUCUGUACGGUCAUCCCAAAAGGCAGACCUAACGGACACUCCGUACUUCUCUUGUCCAAUCAACAGACUCACAAACAGUUAAAUUGGCUAAUAUGGACACCUAUUGUCAACAGUGAGCUGUAAUAAGUCUUGCCUAUUCUUUAAGUAAAAAACCUUAGUAGGAUGACAGCAUAAGGAUGUUCUCACUCAGCUGAGCUGCUGCAGACGAAAUACGAAAAAUUCCGACUAUUUUGGUGACUACCUUUUUCAAGUUCCACUCAAUAUUCCAGGAAAUCGUCUCGUGGAACACCCGAAAAACGUGUGUUCUAUUGAAAUCUCAUCCGGAGAUUGUGUAAAUUCUUAGUAAACUGAAUGACUCAGCAUGACCCACUAAACUGAACCCUCUUUAGGAGCCCCACCUCCUCAAAACCCUGGCUGUUAGUUGUAUGCAAAUGUGUCUCGAGCGGACUCUACUGCGCAUGUGCCCCACCUUACAUAGGCCCUUUAAGAAGACAAAAGAAGGCUGUGCUCGCAGGGUGUCUAACCAUUUGCAAAGCGUAUAAAUUGCGACGAAAUUGUAUUUCACUGGAUAAAAACUGGUGACAAGCAUCCAAAUAGCUCGGAGAAUGUUGUUCGGGCGGAAACUUUAGAUCAGAAACUUUGGCCAAAAAUUCGGCUGACGUGCGAUCGUUUAAGUCCAUGUAUUUCGGACGUUCAAUCUUGUGUGAUUUCGAGCUCGGCACGCUGAGAAGAUUUAAAGUAACGUUGAAUCAGUCUAUUGAACGCUGCUUAUCUUAAAAACUUCUGCAUAACGUUCAACUUUGAGGUCGGUCUUAAAAAAAUGUUUUUAGACUGAUACCCUUUUAUGUUUUCUAAGCUUUGCAUCUUUUCUCUGUACUAGUUCUCAAUGUAACCCUAGUUAAUUUCAGUCGUUGAAGAUUUGUGACACUUCUUAGUCUAAAAAUUUUCGUUUCUGGAGAUUGUUGUAUUUUAAGUAUCGAUUAUUGAUUACAGGGGCCAGAGUGGGCUCGUAAAGGCAAAGAGCGGGGCCCUCUUACCGAAAGACCAAAAGAAAAAGCCGAAGAAAAACCGAAGACUAAACCAAAGCCCGAAUGGACGAAGACCUCUCUACGAAAGAAAGACACAAGCAAACAGGCAGAUACAAAGUCCGAAUAUUGGAAAGAGGCAAGACCUAACUGGGCAAAAGGAAAGAGUUCAUUAUCUAAACCUAAUGAGGGAACUUUAAAAUCUCUUGGAAGAUCAAAAACAGGAAAAGAUGACAUAUGGGAGGAGACGCGUCCCGAUUGGGCCAAGGGCAAAAGUCCCGUCGAUAAACCCAAGGACAGUUUCAUAAAGGAGCUAGAAAAGAAAGCAUCUUCAAAAAAGAAAGAUAUAUGGGAAGACGAGCGGCCAGACUGGAGCAAAGAAAACAGUCCUGUAGUUAAGCCAAGCGCAAAGGACAUUCGGAAUAUUGAAGAAAAGAAGAAAUAUAGUUAUCCCACACCUGAGUGGACAUCGCGCGUCCGGAGCAAACACAAGGUGAGAUGGACUCUUUUCUCCUCCGCAGAGGCUCUCACUGAGAAGUUCAAACAUAAAAUACAUGUAAAAAUAAUUGAAAGAUAGUGCGCGCGAGGGGAGCGAAGCGAAGAAGAAAUUCAGUUAAAAAAUGGAGGGAGCCUCUGUUUUUCACUUUCCCUUCCCACAAUCCACCGCGCGUUUUCGUAUCGCCUCUCCUCGUCAUUCUCUAACGUGCGAGCAAGCUAUCCUAUUUGGGCGAGCGAAGCGAGCCGCGAGGGACGCGUGCCGCUCGCGCGUCUACUUUUCACGAUAGCCCCAAAAUGGAGAGCUUGCUUACAGGCUAGUCAUUCUAGUGAAGCAUAGGCAAAGGAAAAGGAAAAAGAUGGGCUUGAAAUAGGGAUUACUCUCACUUUGGGAGGGGUGGAAAUUAGAAUAGUCCUUUUAGCAAUAAUAAUAACAUUUAUUUAUACCGCGCAAAUUCAACUACUGUGUGCAGUUUUGCAGUUUUCAAAUGCGCCUGAAUGGCCUAUACGGGAAGGCUCCGCCCGAGAGGGGUACUUUGUUCAGGCCUGUGGCAUAUGAAAGGGUACUAGGGAUUUCACUAGUUGAAGUAUAUGAAAGGGUAGCAAAAUCUGUCAUUUCGGCCUGAAAUGCCUUGCCUUAAAAGGCUAUCAAGCAUUUUGUGGCCAUGAAAAAUCGAGAAAACGUUCUGGUUUUGUGUUAAAUUCAUAUUUUAAAGAAAGUGCAUUUUCAGCGGUUAAAAGGGCUGCAAAGUUCUAAACUAAUAUAGGUCCGUGAAAGGGGUACCAUUUGUCAAUAGGGGGUAUACAAAAGGUGGUUACCUUUUCUUUCAAAAAUGGUAUAUAAAAGGGUAAGGGGUUGGACCUCAGAGCGGACCGUUCCCGUAUAAAACUUUGUUGAGUAACCCUCGGGGCGCUAAUGUUUAAGCCAAAUUGCGCCAGGGACAUAAAAAUAUUAAUUGGGAUGAGUGAUUGAUGAUUCUUUGUCGUAGAAAGGAGGAUGAUUUUUAUCCCUUUCCUGUUAUUUAAAGAAGGACGUAGAGGAAGAAGACGGUAAAAAGAGUUUGCUUAAGGCUGAGCUGGAGAAUGUUCUCGGCAAACCGAAAGACAAAGUAGUAGUAAGUUCUCAUUUUUUAUUUUUCCUAAAUUUAUUUGAACUUUAACUUUUCCUCAACAUCUUUAAUUAUAACCCAAGGUGGUUACUGGUGCAAUCGAAGCAACAUGAUAUUUUGACGUCAGCUGUUAUGAAAGAAGAAAAACAGACGGUCGAUGGCGCUUAUUAGCUAUUAGGUCAAACAAAACUUUUAUUUGAACGUUUCCAUUAAUACAAAGUAGGUUGCGGGCUUGCAUAAAGAAUAUCAAUAAUCAGUUAAGAACUGUCGUAGUUAUUCAAAUUGGAGAGAUGUCAGUUAUGUUUUUUUUGUGCGAUUUUCUACCAUUUAGAAAAGACGUCAUUCCUCUGACGGCUUGUCGGAAAGUUACCUCGCAGGCAUACGGUGAGUACUGAGUAGAUGAUCUCAGACCGAGUGAACCCAACAGGGGUACUAAGGAUUUCAAGGAACGGGAAUGAUCGAAAUAAGGCAGAAAUGAAUGAAAACCCCCCAAAAUCCGGAAUCAUUAUACGUAUCUAGGAAACUGCCCACAUAACCCUCCCCUAAGCCAACAUUUUGUCCUAAGUGAGAAGUAAGUGUUAAAGUUGGCUUAGGGGAGGAGUAGAUGGGCAGUUUCCCUGAAACGUAUUAUGAUCCAAAAAUCCUUAGUGCUUUCUGAAAGGAACGAAAGACAACCCUAAACCAGACUUCAUACCUCCAUAAAAACGGAACGGAAAAUUUCAAACCUAUAAGAAUCCUAUGGUCAUUCUUGUCACUUUAAACUUCUCCUUCCUCUUGGAGUGAAAAGCGUGUAAUUCAAGUUCCUCACAGUACUCAAUAAACAAGUAGUCAACAGAUUGUGUGCUAGGGUGUUGUUGUAGAAUGAAAUGAGUGGAUGGGCGGAUGUGAUGAUUGGCGAAUAAGGCCUUUUUAAUUUCUGUUUAUAGUGAAAUGGUGGUAUUACUUGUUUUGUUGCUUUCAUGGCCGCAUUUGUACCACUUCACCAAGUUUCCCCUUUACUUAUCGUUUACUGUCCAUUAUUUCUACACAUAAGAAUUGUUUAGAGCUGUUUUUACCUGCUCAGUCCUAUUUUGAGAAAUUCUUAACUUGAAUCAGACGUUUGCCGUUUGCCGUAUAUUUAAAGCUUGAACUCUCUAUUCAGCCAUUCUUUGUAACACAAGUCGAUUCUUGUUACUGACCUAAAGUAUCGCAGCCUGUGAAAACGAGAUUGACCGUAUCGUACAGACUUUAUAUAAGCACGCGUACUCGUGCAUCAUUGAAACGUAUUUUGUUUCUUGCGCUUUCUGACGAUACUGAAUGUAUACCUUGUGGCCCUUAUGUGACCUUCCUGGUAAGGUUUGAUUUCCUUUUUCCCGUUCACAGACCCUCUAUUUUCUCUUUAGAGAUCGUCGAGCGCGCGUAUGAAAAUAGAACCCACGGGUGACCGCAAGCCUAAGGGGGUGGGGGUGGGGGUGGGGAAAGGAGACAAUGAAAAAAAAUGUGUUUCCCUCCUCUUUCUACCUCUCUGUCUCUUUUUUGGUUUUUUCUCGCGCUUCGUGAUCGUUCUCGCGUGCUCACCAAAUUGUCCAAAAUAAGAAGAACGUCUGUGGACAGUCUAGAUUUCUUUGAUGUUUUCAAUCUUUCACACCUAGUUUGUCUUUAACGUCUAUCCACAGAAAAUUUGCUGAUCACCGCCUAAGUCUGCGAGUGAAAACUAGACACCGUCCAACAAGCAACCCUAUAAAGAAGUUAAUGUCACGUGACGACAUAAGAAGCGAGCUCUGAGUUCAGUUUGUUUCGUGACGCGAUCUGGGUACAGCAACCGCGCCACGUAGGAUACCGCGUCAGUCAAUCUGUGGAACAUUCACAAAAGGUUGUAU
Molecule: messenger RNA, 17684 nt
Organism: Porites lobata
Lineage: Eukaryota; Metazoa; Cnidaria; Anthozoa; Scleractinia; Poritidae
Source: the annotation of a GenBank genome assembly